This is a messenger RNA of Cheilinus undulatus (humphead wrasse), 7102 nucleotides long. RefSeq names its product microtubule associated serine/threonine kinase 3a (gene mast3a). The transcript has 30 exons. The record is from RefSeq and is a predicted model, not a curated record. Gene Ontology annotation, biological process: peptidyl-serine phosphorylation; intracellular signal transduction. NCBI's taxonomy places the organism in Eukaryota, Metazoa, Chordata, Actinopteri, Labriformes, Labridae. Bases 547 to 4749 code for a protein of 1400 amino acids. Gene Ontology annotation, molecular function: protein serine/threonine kinase activity; ATP binding; protein binding.
CAUGAGGUGCUCCUCCACCGGCUUCCUGAGGCUGGUUCUCCCCUGAGCUGAAGAGGAAGAUGAGGCUCAGCACUGUGCAGGAGAUGAGUCUGUUGAGCGUGUGUGAUCCGAACAUAAUGAAGCUGCCAGGUUAUAAAGGGUCACAACCACAACUUAACCUGCCACAACGACACAAAGUAUCCCCAAAUUUGCAAGAAGAAGAGGAAGAGAAGAGAGGAAGUUACUGUCCUUGAAUCAAAUAGUGCCAUAGAUGUAGCUCCUUUGACAACAGGGAAGUUUUCUAAGCAGUGACUCACUGAGGUGAUGAAACAAUCACGUGCUGCACAAGAUCAGGUGAUCAGCGGGGCUGAAGCGUUACCUUUUCGGGGCCGGUCGUGCAGCUCGCCCCGGGGAGGAGGAGGAGGAGGUGGUGGUGUAGCAGUGGGAGCAUUAGCAGCAGCAGCUGAGAGGAGGAGGACUGUGAGAGUCUCACGGGGAGAGGAGUGAGCGCAGUAUGGGCUGACUGACUGGAGAUCGGUGUCUUUUGGAUCUCUUUUGUCUCCAACGAUGGACGAGCCGAACAUCCUGAGACGCCGCGGGCUACAGAAAGAGCUGAGUCUUCCUCGUAGGGGUAAUGUUUCCCGUAACAACAAGAGAAGGAGUUUGGCGGUCGGGACCCCAUCGCCCACACUCUCACGACCGCUUUCACCUCUCCCACUUGCCACAGCUGGCAGCAGCCCGUCAGAAAGCCCCAGAAAUGUCUCAGCCAGCACCUCUGCCAACUUCCAGUUUGCCCGCAGCAGUCAACUGGCCCGCACUGAAAGAGCGGAUGGGCGAAGGUGGUCUGUGGCGUCAGUUCCCUCAUCUGGAUACUGUACAAAUGCCCCCAGUUCAUCAGUAUCUUCUUCUUCUUCCCAGGAGUUAUUACACCAACUACCCUUCCAGCCCACUCAAGAUGAUCUCCACUUCCUGUUCAAACAUUUCCGGAGCACUGAGAGCGUGGCAGACGAAGAGGGAGCUCACGCCUCACCCCCUGUCAGGCUUCGCUCACGUAGUCUCAGCCCUGGACGGACCUGUGGAACAUUUGACAAUGAAAUUGUCAUGAUGAAUCAUGUCUACAAAGAACGCUUUCCCAAGGCGACAGCCCAGAUGGAGGGUCAGCUGCUCGACAUCAUCGCAGAGUGUUCCCCAGGCACAGCUCUACCCCUGGCUGAUGGCGUGCUAGGAUUCAUUCAGCACCAGCUAGUGGAGCUUGCCAGAGACUGUCUGGACAAGUCUCAGAAAGGUCUGGUCACCUCUAGGUACUUUGUGGAGCUGCAGGAGAAGCUGGAGAAGCUGCUGCAUGAGGCGUAUGAGCGUUCAGAGAGCGAGGAGGUGACCAUCAUCACUAAACUUGUCAAGAAGAUCCUCAUCAUCAUCUCCAGACCAGCCAGGCUGUUGGAGUGUCUGGAGUUUGAUCCAGAGGAGUUUUACCAACGUCUGGAAGCUGCAGAAGGUCAGGCCAAGGAGGGCAGGGGCAUCAAAACUGACAUUCCCAGAUACAUCGUCAGCCAGCUCGGCCUCACCAGAGACCCUCUGGAAGAGAUGGUCCAACUGGAGCAAACAAGUCCGAGUCACAGAGCAUCCAGCAGAGACUCUGAUGACACUGCAGAUGCCAUGCCCAUACAGAGUCGAGCGGCCUGCACUCCGCCUCGAAGAAAACCACUGGAGAGCGACUUUGAGACUAUCAAGCUCAUUAGCAAUGGCGCCUAUGGGGCUGUAUUUCUGGUGCGACACAAGGAGACUCGUCAGCGUUUUGCAAUGAAAAAGAUCAACCGUCAGAACCUGAUGCUUAGGAACCAAAUCCAGCAGGUCUUUGUUGAGCGAGACAUCCUUACUUUUGCAGAAAACCCGUUUGUGGUUUCUAUGUUCUGCUCCUUUGAGACACGGAGGCACCUCUGCAUGGUUAUGGAGUAUGUGGAAGGUGGAGAUUGUGCUAACCUGUUGAAGAAUAUUGGCCCGCUGCCUGUGGACAUGGCUCGCAUGUAUUUUGCAGAGACUGUCCUGGCUUUAGAAUACCUUCACAACUACGGCAUCGUACACAGAGACCUUAAACCUGACAAUUUGUUAAUAACCUCCAUGGGGCACAUUAAGUUGACAGACUUUGGGCUGUCAAAAAUCGGUCUAAUGAACAUGACCACCAACUUAUAUGAAGGACACAUUGAAAAGGAUACCAGAGAGUUCAUUGACAAACAGGUGUGUGGCACUCCAGAGUACAUUGCUCCUGAGGUGAUCCUGAGGCAGGGCUAUGGGAAGCCAGUAGAUUGGUGGGCUAUGGGCAUCAUCCUCUACGAGUUCUUAGUGGGCUGUGUGCCUUUCUUUGGAGACACACCAGAGCAGCUGUUUGGUCAAGUGGUCAAUGAUGACAUAAUCUGGCCAGACGGUGAGGACGCUCUGCCAGCAGAUGCCCAGGACCUCAUCACCCGACUGCUGAGACAGAGCCCUCUAGAGCGUCUGGGAACAGGUGGAACCACUGAGGUGAAGGUGCAUGUGUUCUUCCUGGGUCUGGACUGGAAUGGCCUCCUGAGACAAAAAGCUGAAUUUAUCCCUCAGCUGGAGACUGAGGAUGACACCAGUUACUUUGACACUCGAUCAGACCGUUACUGUCACCUUGGAUCAGACGAUGAUGAUGAAACAAACGAUGAUGAAUCCUCUCUGGAGCUCCGACAGUUCUCCUCUGUGGCUCACCGCUUCAGCAAGGUAUACAGCAGCACAGAACACCUUUCUACAUCCACUCCAUCCAACCAGAGUCUGUCUUCAUCUGACCGAAGCCACAGUGAGGAGAAGGAGGAGCGAUGGGAGGGCAGGGGAGUCCUGUCCCCUGGGGAUGGACACAAGCACUUGGCUGGUGGAGACAGGAGGGCAGAUGGACACAGGGGGAGUCUGCGUCCUCGUGCUUCUUCUAGCUCCUCUCAGUCAGAGCGCAGCGCCAGUCCACUUGUGAUGAACAGCACGCAGAGCCUUGACAUCAUGCCCCGUUUUGCUAUAUCUGCUGAGGAAGAGGAUGGGAUGGUUUCCAAUCUGCGACGCAUCCGGCUCAGGAGCAACAGCACAGGAACCAGGCCGUCGUUCCGUAGGGGGGCAUCGAGACGCAUUGCACACCAGCUGGAGACUCCAGAGAAACCCCGAUCCCCAGCUGGCAAAGUGCCCAAGUCGGCCUCUGUCUCUGGCCUGUCGCUCAUCAUCACUCCAGAUGACUCAGCAGCUCCUCCAACAAGCCCCAAAUCCUCCUUGUCUCUGUCGUCUAACCCCUCGUCAAGAGACUCAUCCCCAAGUCGGGACCUCUCUGUCAGCAUUAGCUGCCUCCGGCCUCCUGUGGUCAUCCACAGCUCUGGAAAGAGGUUUGGCUUUGCACUGCGAGCUAUCCGAGUCUAUAUGGGAGACAGUGACAUCUACACUGUCCAUCACAUGGUCUGGUGUGUUGAGGAAGGCAGUCCAGCACACGAGGCAGGAUUGAGGGCUGGUGACCUCAUCACUCACGUCAAUGGGGAGUCAGUGCAGGGACUUGUGCACACAGAGGUGGUGGAGCUCUUGCUAAAGAGUGGCAACAGGGUGACCCUGCAGACGACUGCCCUGGAGAACACGUCCAUCAAGGUGGGCCCUGCCAGAAAGGUGAGCUACAAGUCCAAGAUGGCCCGGCGCAGCAAGAAGAGUAAGAGGAAGGAUGGGCAGGACAGCAGGCGACGUAGCAUCUUGAAGAAGUUGUCAAAGCAUACGCCUCCUCCACCCAUGCAGAGUAGCCGUAGCUUCUCUUCAGGUUUCCACCAGUCAUCCAGUGACAGCCUCUCUGGCUCCCCUACGCAGAGCCUCUCCCCUGGGCCAUCCACACCCUGUCGCUCCCCUGCUCCUGACCACUCUGGAGAUUCUAGUUCUUCUCCCUGCUCGAGCUCUCCCAACUCACCUGUUCCACAGGCCCGUCCCAGUUCUCUUCAUGUUCUGGGUCGCUACACCAAAGCUGGCCGCUGCAAGUCCACCAGCAGCAUCCCUCCCUCCCCGCUCGCCUGCAUCCCACCACCUCAGCCACUCUCUCCUCAGUGUUCCCCAUCCUGCCUCCCCAGUCAUACCAAAUCCCUGCAGGGUUUUCACGGCAAGACCCUGUCCCCCCCUACAAUCGCUCGCCAUUCUGUGCGUCCUCGCAGUGCCGAACCACCACGGUCACCACUCCUCAAGAGGGUCCAGUCUGCAGAGAAGCUGACAGGUGAUAAAAUGACAGGGGGUUACCAUGGCGACAGGAAGGCAUACAGCACCCGUCGCCACACGAUGGAAGUCCCUCUGUCAGAGGGGGAGGGGUUAGAGGACACAGAAGGAGACACUGCCACUGGUUUCGUCUGUGUUGGCGAACAUGGCCGACAGGGGCUGUACAUCGGAGGGCAAAGGGGUCAUCAUGACUCAGCAGCUGGAGGCAGCGAGCUCCACCGCUCUACUUCCUCGCCACAACACCGCGGCAGCAACCACCACUCCAAAGAGGUGGUAGUAAUGAGAAAGCUGGCUCUGUCCGAGAGACGGGACUCCUUUAAGAAACAGGAGGCGGUGCAGGAGGUGAGCUUUGACGAUUUGGAUGAGAGGGAGGCCACCCCAAGCCCAACACCUCCUGUCAUGCAACCGAAGGCAUUUAAGGCGUCCUGGAUUAACUCGGGUCAGUCAGAAUCAAAAGUGCAGCUCGAAGGAAGAGGAGUACAGGGUACAACAACACCACAGAAAGCCAAGUCAAAAGACAAAGAAGGGCUUUAGUUAUUCUUCCUGUCUGGGAGAAAAAGGUCAAGGAAGAGUCUCACUGAGGCAGAAACUGACGUGAAGUAAUCCUCUGACAUUUGACAGCCUUGCAUGCUUGUCCAGAAAACUGUGACCAGGUCCUAUAUCGACUUCUUUAGGACAGCAGAGCAACGCCAGAAUGAUACUUCUCAGUUGUAUAUGCAUCCUGCAACACUGUUAACACAUCAGUGACUGCCAAACCAUGUUUACUUCCUGGCUUGUUUUCUCUCUUGGUUCUCAAAUCACUGUGGCACCUGUAACUGAUGUAUUUUGUAAAUAUUUUUGGUUUUACAUGGAGAAACUUAUUUAUGACUUUUUAUUCUCAUCUUGUGCUGAAAACGCUGUGGAUGCUUCAGCUGUUAGUGCAGGAAUUGCACACUAAAACAAGCCAAGCUAUGACUUUUCAGUGUGAUUUUACAGGUGCAAGUGCAGAAAGAAGGCAGGUAACAUCACUUGAUAUCUUACCAUUUUUUUUUAUACCUCAAUGCCUGUGUGGAGCUGGGUGUUGUUCAGUGUUUCGAUUGGGCCUUUGGAACAAACUGAAUAGUCUUGCAACAUAACACGAGUUGAACAGUUGCAGACGAUAUAACGUGCUGCCUCUAAGAAGAAAUGUAUUAUAUAGAUUGUGACCAUUUGAAUACAUCUAUAUUGUAUGACCAUUUUUUUCAGGACUAAACUAUGAAUAUCCUAACACUUGUGAGCCUAGCUGUAGUGCCAAAGCAUGGUUUAACCAUUAAAAGAGGUACUAUACUUUUACAUAUGAAGCUUCAUGCAUGUAUGGGCUCUACUUCCUCUUGCUGUCAGUCGUCUGGAAGAAUACUACGUCUUAUUCAACUCUCCUCUAGCUGUGGUUUUACUCCUUACCCAAUCAGUGUACAGGUGUUUAGAUAAAGCUUUACCUUCAGAAGCUAGGCUGUCAUCUAUCUGUCCUCUUACACCUUGUUGAAUUAUGCCUCCGUCCAGCACCUAACAAACCUAGUGUGUAUACCGUAAUUGAUGUAUUUGCACAAGUUGUCGCAGCCAUGUAACAGUUAGAGCACAUUUCUAUUUCAGGACGAUCCUCUUCUUUGCAGGAUUCAAAAAUUGUACAGAUGCAACUGACAAAACUGGCUCCCUGGCUGUUUUUUAAAGAAAUGUGUGUUAUGAAUGAAUGUUUACAUUUUAAAUAUGUGUGCAGAUUCUUCAUUGUUGUGUUAAAUUAUUGUGAAAAAAGUGAAUGACAGGGGAGUUGAAAGCUGAACCUUGAAUGGAUGAAGGAACGAGUUGGGGGGAUUUCUUUUUGUACAUUUUGAUAUGGAAAAGUCUUGUUGCAGUACUAAUAAUAACCUAUGCUGUUGAUGUAUAAUGUAAAAACAAUGGUGGACCUUAUAGCAGCUGUGAGUGGUGUGUUUUUGAAAGUGACCUUGUGAGAGUAGAUGGACUCAGACAUUGUGUAAUGCCACAGUAAUGUGACAGGGCCUGAAAGCAUUGUGCAUGCUUCAAAUCCCUUUACAAUUGAACCACAGUUAUAUCACAACAUAUUUCCUUUUUAAAUACUUUUCCAAGUUACUACUCUUGUUAAAACGACCCCAGCUUCUUCCUUUGAUGUUCGCUUAUGUGAGCCUUGAGAGGUGUGAACAGCUUUUUCUUUAUUUUUUAAUAUCUGUUCCCAUUAUAGCCAUUUUGUUUUAAUUGAGAAACCAUUUGGAUCAGAAAUGAAAACUUUUUUCCUGUUUCAUUCAAUCCAUGACAAAGAAAAACAACAUUCUGUUGUAGUUUUUUACAUUUUACAUGAGUGGUAUGAAGAUUCUUGGGAGCUGUUAAUUUUAAAAAUGCAAGUUUAGCACAUACUUGGCCUUGAAAUGUGGUUAUGGACUGUAAGGGGGGUCAAACUAGAGGUAAGUAGUUUGUUUGGUAUACAGUGUGGUGAAAGAAUAGUGUGUCUGUAUCAUUAUCUCUGAUUUUCUGAUGCAAUAUACAUACUAGUAUGUUAUGUUUCCCUACCAAACCCAUCGUAGCGUCAACUUAUUCAAAUCAAAUGUCCUUGAAGAUUACAUUGGCUUUAUUCAUCAAAAUAAGUCAUCAAAAGAAUUCUUCUUUUCUUUUUUGCCAUCAUGCUUUUUUAGUUUAAAAAGCUUUAUGUCUUCACACAGGUGCUUCAAUGUCAUUCUCCAUAUUUCCCACACUUGUGUCAGAGUGUGUGCUCGUAUGUGCGUAAAAAAGUUGUUGCCCCCUGGAUGACCUUUGUGAAGCUCCUACAAUGUGGGUAUCUGAUCAAGACUGGUGUGACAUUGUCUGUUUUUUGUUGUCUUUAACAGUGCUUGAAAUAAAUGAAUUGCAAAGGGACUAUGAA